Molecule: messenger RNA, 1015 nt
Organism: Musa acuminata AAA Group (dessert banana)
Lineage: Eukaryota; Viridiplantae; Streptophyta; Magnoliopsida; Zingiberales; Musaceae
Product: large ribosomal subunit protein uL1
Exons: 6
Coding region: 151-801 (216 amino acids)
Biological process (GO): translation; maturation of LSU-rRNA
Cellular component (GO): cytosolic large ribosomal subunit
Molecular function (GO): RNA binding; structural constituent of ribosome
Source: RefSeq, a predicted model, not a curated record
AAAACAUCGCGCGUUCUGUGGCGUAUCGCGAUUCCUCGGUAGGGCUUUCUUCCACCCAGAACCCUCGCGGAGGCUGGUGGUCAGUCUUCUACACUUCGCUUCCUGAUCCGCUUCUGGUGGAUCGAAGGAAGAAAGAGAGACAUCUGAGCAAUGAGCAAAUUACAGAGUGAUGUCCUGAGGGAAGCAAUCUCCCAGGUUGUUGGUGAUUCUCGGGAGAAGAAACGGAAAUUCACCGAGACAGUCGAGUUGCAAAUUGGUCUGAAAAAUUAUGAUCCUCAGAAGGACAAGCGUUUUAGUGGGUCUGUAAAGCUUCCUCAUAUUCCUCGCCCUAAAAUGAAAGUAUGCAUGUUGGGAGAUGCUCAACAUGUCGAGGAGGCAGAGAAGAUAGGGCUAGAUUAUAUGGAUGUUGAAAGUUUGAAAAAGAUGAACAAAAAUAAGAAGCUGGUUAAGAAACUUGCUAAAAAGCACCACGCUUUCCUGGCAUCAGAGGCUAUCAUCAAACAGAUUCCUCGUCUUCUUGGCCCUGGUCUGAACAAGGCAGGGAAAUUUCCCACUUUGGUCACUCACCAAGAAUCUUUAGAGUCAAAAGUUAAUGAGACAAAAGCAAUGGUAAAGUUUCAACUCAAGAAAGUUCUUUGCAUGGGUGUUGCAGUGGGUAACUGUGCAAUGGAGGAGAAGCAGAUCUUUCAGAAUGUGCAACUCAGCGUGAAUUUCCUUGUCUCUUUGCUGAAAAAGAACUGGCAAAAUGUGAGAUGCUUGUACCUGAAGAGCACCAUGGGGAAGCCAUACCGAGUGUUCUAAGUUAGCUCCUUUCUCAGGCUGGUGAUCCAUAAAAUCUAAAUUCUACUUUAUCUUCCAUAUUUUGUUCAUUAAGCAGUAUUGAAGGUCUAGGUUUAUUAAAAGCUCAUGUUCUGUUUGGUGUCAACAUCCAUCAGAAGGUAUUUAUUCUUGUUAUGCUUCUAAUAUUUCGGUGGACAUUUGAGUUUUAUUCAUCUUUUUGUGAACAUUUGCAGCC